Kockovaella imperatae is the source of this 1215-nucleotide messenger RNA. Its product is annotated as DNA-directed RNA polymerase. The record is from RefSeq and is a predicted model, not a curated record. Gene Ontology annotation, biological process: DNA-templated transcription. Gene Ontology annotation, cellular component: RNA polymerase I complex; RNA polymerase III complex. Gene Ontology annotation, molecular function: protein dimerization activity. Bases 87 to 1145 code for a protein of 352 amino acids. The transcript has 9 exons. NCBI's taxonomy places the organism in Eukaryota, Fungi, Basidiomycota, Tremellomycetes, Tremellales, Cuniculitremaceae.
AGAGGUUCGAUUGAAAUGCUCAGCGGUUGAGCAAGGUAGCAAGUCAAAGUAUAGAUACAAGACUCAAGGCGAGGUCUUAGACAGUCAUGCCGAGAUCCAACGAUGAUACAAGGAGGCAUGUCCAAGUUCUACCUGAACGGAUUGGUCAGGUCGCUGGAUCCGAGUUUCCAGGUCAUUAUCCAGGAGAAGACCAUUCAUGGAACUUGCAGCGAUUUAAAGAGAACUUGGUCGUCUCGGUUCAACGACUCACGCCUUCGACUGUUGAAUUCGACUUGAUUGGCGUAGAUGCCUCCAUUGCCAAUGCCUUGAGAAGAGUCAUGAUCGCGGAGGUCCCGACAGUGGCUAUCGACAGUGUUUAUGUGUGGAACAAUACGUCAAUCAUGCAGGAUGAGGUGCUCUGUCACCGUUUGGGUUUAUUACCGUUGAAAGUUGAUCCCAGGAAAGUUCAGUACACGAAGAACCCAGAUAAGCCGAGCGAGAACGAUACGUUGAUCUUUGAUCUUCGGGUCCGGUGUGAUCGGAAUAAAGAUGCAAGUAGAGGAGAGACAGACCCCAGGAAGCUAUACUACGAUUCGAAUGUGUAUUCUGGCAUGCUCGAAUGGGUUCCUCAAGGUGCUCAAUCGGAUAAAUUCGGUGUCAAUGGUGUUCCGAAGCCUGCGCCUGUGGAUCCCGAUAUUCUGCUGGUCAAAUUACGUCCGAAGCAGGUGGUCGACUUUCACUGUUUUGCUCGGAAGGGCGUAGGCAUGAAUCACGCCAAAUGGUCUCCAGUCGCCACCGCUUCAUAUCGUCUCCUACCUCAGAUCAUCAUUCGUUCGCCGAUUCCACCGGAGCAUCAGGAGAAAUUCCAAAAAUGCUUUCCGCCAGGUGUCAUUGACAUUGAGGACGACGCCUCGGGUCACCCUCAAUGUGUGGUCAAGAACCCUAGAAAAGAUACAGUCUCCAGGGAAGUUUUGCGUCAUCCAGAGUUUCAGGAUUUGGUCCAAUUGACAAGGAUACGAGAUCAUUUCUUAUUCAACGUCGAGUCAACUGGACAGUACAAUCCCGAAGAGCUCAUCCCUGAGGCUAUCAAGAUCCUUUUGGGGAAAAUAACAGAAGUCGAACAGGGUCUCGAUAAACUCUUCGCACCGAGUGCAGGGGCUGCAUGAAUAGAAUGAGAGAGUUGUUAAUUGUAUACAUACAGUAUGACAGUGACGAUGUAUGAGUACAGAUGAUAUG